Ipomoea nil (Japanese morning glory) is the source of this 1572-nucleotide messenger RNA. Its product is annotated as protein BASIC PENTACYSTEINE6-like. Gene Ontology annotation, molecular function: DNA-binding transcription factor activity; sequence-specific DNA binding. The transcript is spliced from 3 exons. The record is from RefSeq and is a predicted model, not a curated record. Gene Ontology annotation, cellular component: nucleus. The coding region runs from base 376 to 1287 and encodes 303 amino acids. Gene Ontology annotation, biological process: response to ethylene. Lineage: Eukaryota; Viridiplantae; Streptophyta; Magnoliopsida; Solanales; Convolvulaceae.
UGACUGCGAAAUGCCUUUUUCUCUGAUCUAUUUUAGAUUUGAAUAUGUAUUUUUGAAGUCGGAUUGCUCGAGUUUAUUAACCCUAGCUUCCGAUCUUUGUACGGCGGGUUGAAUGUAUACGCGUAUCUGUACGAGUACACUGAGGAUGUAUACGAUACUGUGCUGAAUCUCUGAAAUUGAUCUCCGUUGCUUGCUUAGCUUUGAGCUUGUGUUGUUGAUUUCCGGUGAAACAGUUUUAUUUCGAGGGAUUUGCAUUUUUAGGAGCUUGAGAUUUCAGAAACUGAGUAGGGCCUAGUGGAACUGUGGAAGAGAUUUUGGGGAAAUGAUUCUGAAAUGGCCAAAGUUGAGAUGGGUUGCUAGUUUGCGUUCCUCUUUAUGAUGGACCAGAACAACUCAACUAUAAGGACAUACAUGGCCAUCAUGGCUGAGAGGGAUGCUGCCAUCCUAGAACGGAACAUGGCCCUAGACGAGAGAAAAAGAGCUUUAGCAGAGCGAGACAUGGCGAUGUUGCAGAGGGAUGCUGCAAUUGCAGAGCGCAAUACUGCCCUAGAGGAACGUGAUAAUGCCAUAUCUGCCCUUAAAUUGCGGGAAAGCUCAAUGAAUGAUGAAGAUAUUGUUUCCAAGUCACCAGGAGCUGAACACAUCCAUUACCAGCAGGAGAUGCAUGAAAUGAUAAGUGCAGCUGCUUAUGACCCAACAGAAAACCUCACAAACGACCCCUUCAACGUGACAGAUCCUACUCCUCAAACUGCCAAUAAUCCCAGGAAGGUGAGGCAACCAAAAGAAAGCAAACCUAAAAAGGCAUCCAAGUUAGCAAGGGUGGUUAAAAGAGAGGAGGUGGAGGUCGAGGAUUUGAGUUGGCAGGCAGUUUCUACAUUCGAUGAUUGGGAUGAUGGGAACUGCGGGGAGUUUGUGGACGCCAGUGAUGAAGAACAAGACAAGCACCUGGAUACAUGGGAUGAAGAUUUCGGUUUAGAGCAGGUAAAUUCUGAUGUGUCUGCAAUGCCAGUGCCAGUUUGUUCCUGUACUGGAACCCCUCAACCGUGUUACAAAUGGGGGAAUGGUGGGUGGCAAUCAGCCUGCUGCACAACUACCAUAUCCAUGUACCCGUUGCCACAAGCAUCACAUAAGCGCUAUUCCAGAGUUGGUGGUCGAAAGAUGAGUGCAAGCGCAUUCAGUAAACUGCUCAGCCGUCUUACUGCCGAAGGCUAUGACCUGUCUGCUCCACUUGAUCUGAAGGACCAUUGGGCAAAGCAUGGCACAAAUCGGUAUAGUACAGUAAAAUAGCAUUGCCAGGGCCAAUGGCCAAGGGCCAGCCAGCAGAUUGUGCUAGCCUCCUCAUCUACCUUUGAUUAAAAUUAUCUACAUUCAUGACUCAUGGCGUGGAGAAAGAAUUCAAGAUGUAGCUCAAAGAUUUGAAUUCUAUUUACUGUGAUGGUAGGGUUUUCUUUCAAGAGCGAGCAAUCGUUAUUAUAACAACGUUGUUCUGAACAUAUUUUAUUUCGAGCAUACAAUCAAAAAUUGAACUGACAUGAGAUUGUAAUUACAAAAUGCAUAUGGUAUCUGCCAAAA